UCCACCCCCAACAGUGCAGCUGAGGCCAAAGGCAACAUUGGCCCAGUAAGGCACUUACACAACAGAAAAACACACAAACCAUUUGCUUUAUAAUGCUCUGUCCGGACCACUUCAAAAAUCAUUCACUCAUGGAUGUCAGAGCGAACACACUGGACGUGGAGGCCGAGUCAGAUGAAGAAUCCCAAAUCGAAAACAACACAGGACCAGAGGAAAUUAGACCCUCUGUCACAUCAUUUUCGGUCAAAGAUAUUCUAGACCCCAACAAAUUUACCGCAGCACCGCUACGGAGGCGAUCGAGCGACAGCGAAGGAGACUCUGAUUGUGAAUCUUCCUUAAGGGAGAAUUCUCAGGCUGGUGUAUGGCAUCCUUGGAUGUCUGCUACGAGAUAUAACAGACCUUCUAAAGCACAUGAUUCAGAUGACAAGAAUUCUGAAGCAGAUUUAAGUAAAUCAUAUCAAGAAAUGAUCGAAGCAACGAGCGACGAUUCCAAGACACUGAGUAAGUCAAAACGUAAACGCGCAACUUCUGAAAGAGCCAAGGAAGGCAAACCACGACGCGCUAGAACUGCUUUUACAUAUGAACAGUUAGUAGCUCUGGAAAAUAAAUUCAAAUCUACGAGAUACUUGUCGGUCUGCGAGAGACUUAACUUGGCCCUCUCCCUCGGCCUGACAGAAACUCAAGUUAAGAUAUGGUUUCAAAAUCGACGCACAAAGUGGAAAAAACAAAAUCCUGGGAUGGACGUGACGGCUCCUACGCGGCCGAAUAUUCCUCACGGCUCGACUUCACUCGCUGGAUAUCCACCUGGAUUCUUAUGUGGAGCUCAGUGUCCUUCACAAAUGCACUAUUACUCAAGCAGUAGUGGGAUUCCUUAUGUUAUUAGACCACAUCCUACAUACGGACACUUAUGAGAUUAUCAUUGAAGACCCUGUUAUAAUACCGGGCUAUAUACAGAGUAUAAAAUACGCCGGACUUCCUAAAAACAUCAUGUCAAGGUAGACAUACUUCACAAAGACUUAAGCUCAGCUGAUUUGUAUAUAAAUAAGAACAGCGAGUCGACACAAGAACAAGCUACCUACCUGUCGUCCGAACGAUCAAACCCCUAACUUCUAAGACCGAUUGAGCGUGUGUAUGUAUAUAUUAUUGUCUAAAACUAAGUAGGUAUGAUUACCAAUGUUAUGUACUUAGCUUCGAACGUUAAUUGAUGAAUUGGCUUUUAAUUUGGAAAACAUGACCACUGAAUUCUUGUUAAAACUGAAAUAAUCAUAUCAUUCUCUCAUUUCAUGGUCUAAACAAAAGAUAAGUGAUUGAGUUUGUAUUUUACGUUAUGAUCCCUUAAGACAUUUCAAAUAAUCAUUGAUCUAAAACCAUUCAUUGUCCAAACAACUUAGUUUAAUUGUGUUUAAAUGUUAACUCAAAUUUUAUAAGUAAACUUUAUCAUCCAAAUAUCAUUCUGUAAGGAAAGUUGCAUGUAAACAAUUGUACAAAUGAUUUAAAAAUUAAGGAGAACCAAUCUAAUUUAUGAACAAUAGUGGUCGAGUUUCGUUUCAUCAAAACGGGGUAGAAAUUAACCAACUAUACAUCACUGUAAAAGAAACAUUAAAUUAUAUAAUAUAAAAAUCA
This is a messenger RNA of Actinia tenebrosa (Australian red waratah sea anemone), 1620 nucleotides long. Its product is annotated as NK1 transcription factor-related protein 1. Gene Ontology annotation, cellular component: nucleus. Gene Ontology annotation, molecular function: DNA-binding transcription factor activity, RNA polymerase II-specific; RNA polymerase II cis-regulatory region sequence-specific DNA binding. NCBI's taxonomy places the organism in Eukaryota, Metazoa, Cnidaria, Anthozoa, Actiniaria, Actiniidae. The record is from RefSeq and is a predicted model, not a curated record. Gene Ontology annotation, biological process: cell differentiation; regulation of transcription by RNA polymerase II.